This is a messenger RNA of Corylus avellana, 1233 nucleotides long. The record is from RefSeq and is a predicted model, not a curated record. NCBI's taxonomy places the organism in Eukaryota, Viridiplantae, Streptophyta, Magnoliopsida, Fagales, Betulaceae.
AUGGGGCGUUACAAGACCUGGCGGGUCCUGAGCGGGGUUGACAAGGUCUCGCUUGAGUCCUGGGCGGGUCUCAACGAGGUCCUAGUCGGGUCCCGGCAAGGUCCUUGGUUUGUUGGUGGAAGAAGUAUUGGGACCAAGGAAAGCAAAGAGUUUGUUAAGCAUAAAGGAACUCUCAAAACCAUUGAGUUAAAAUCUUUGCAGGGUAAGGAUGGUGACGUAAUUGACUGUGUAGAUAUCCAUCAACAACCUGCUUUCGACCAUCCAUUACUCAAAAAUCAUACCAUACAGAUGGAACCCAGUUUCAUUCGGAAGGUAACAAAUGGAGAAUUAUACAAUGCCGAGGUAUUUCAAGGUUGGCAUGAGGAUGAAGAAUGCCCUGAAGGAACAAUCCCAAUUAGACAUGCCCGAGAGGAUGAAUAUUAUGGCCACCGAACAAUACCCCCACUUGCACGUCGGAAAGAGCUUAAUAUUCGCGUUGAUGAUGAUGUUCAUAAAGGGCAUGAGUACGCUACAACUCAUUUGAAUUCUGGCAACUACUAUGGAGGACAUGCAGCAAUUAACAUAUGGAGCCCUUUGACAAUGGAUGGGGACUUUAGCCUUGCUCAAAUAUGGGUUGUGGCAGGUCAUGGCAAAGAACUAAACACCGUUGAAGCAGGAUGGAAGGUUGUUUCGAAUAACAAGAAACCCAAGCUUUUCAUAUACUGGACUCGGGAUGCAUACGUUAAAACUGGGUGCUACAAUCUUGCUUGUCCUGGUUUUGUGCAAGUAAAUCGUAAAUUUGUAGUUGGUACUCCCCUAAAGCAUGUUUCAAGCUACAAAGGGACGCAAUACGAUAUAGAGCUAACCAUACACAAGGAUAAAGGAAAUUGGUGGCUACAAGUGCAAGAUCAAGCUAUUGGAUAUUGGCCUCAGUCAAUCUUCACACAUUUAGCAAGCAAGGCUACGUCAAUCAGCUGGGGUGGAGAGAUUUAUUCCCGAGGAAAAGAGGGACAUCACACAUCAACUCAUAUGGGGAGUGGACAUUUUCCUAGUGAAGGUUAUGGAAAAGCAAGUUAUUUUCGUAAUAUUCAAUAUAUGAAUAGAAAUGGCAAAUUCAUUGAUGCUGGUAAGAAAUUGCAUCGAGAUACAACAAAAUCUUCGUGCUAUAGUACAAGUAUUGUGAGCAAUAAGAAUGGAGGCAAUGGAACCCAAAUCUAUUUUGGGGGUCCUGGGUAUUCGGUAAAAUGUCCUUAG